AAUUCACCAUGGACAGAAAUACUCGAGAGAGUGACAGAGCGCGUGUGUUGUAAAGCCCGUGAAUAUCGUGUGUUGCGCUCUGUGUUGUGUUGCCGAGUGGGCGCAAACUAACGGUUUCUUGACAGAGGUGCUUGCUGCUCUGCUCAGCUGCAUUGCAAACUCUUGCUAUUGAACAAGAGAGAAAGAGAGAGAGAGAAAGUCGCCGAAAGCCGCUGUGCUCUGCACGCGCAAAGUAACGGCUCUUUGACAACUUUGUCUCUUCGUGCGCAAUGGACCUAAUGCAUUUGCAUUGUGGCCAACAAAUGCUGCUCAGCGAAUUUACAAUUAUCCUGCAGUGUGGCAACACUUUUCGAUAUACAUACAUAGGUAAAUACAUAAUUGUUUGUCCAGCUUAUAAUUGAGGUUAGAAAACUGUCAAAGCGCUUGUCAAACGAGAUUUUCAUUCGAUCCAUUUUGCAAGUUAUUCUGGCAAAGACAAAAUUUGACUUUGUUAAAGAAAAAAUAAAUCCUUAUCGAAAACUCAUCGAACAACUUGCAGAAAAACCAAAGUUUCUUUCACAUUGUUGCAGAUAUGGUUUGGCCAUCUGGAAAUGAUCCAUUGCCAGCAAAUGGCAAUCGUAAGCGUCUUGCCAAUAACAAUCAACCCGUUCUGAUUGUAGAUCUAUCUUAUAAUCCACGUCGUCGCUCCGCUGGCGCACUUGAGCCGGACCGCAUGCAUCGCCCAUUGCCGACAUUCGCCAAUCUCCCUGAAGACGAUAACGAUGCUCCAGAGCCAGCACCGGCACCAGCUCCGGCCCCGGCACCAGCUCCCGCCCCGGCACCGGCUCCUGGACCGCCGCCCGCACCGGCCGCUGCUCCCGCUCCUGCUACUGAUCCGGCUCCAGCUCCGCCUAUCGCUUCCGUUUUUGCCACGCCUUUGGCUCGCGCUUUGGAUGCUUGUUCUGCACCGGCUCCCAGCCUAGCAUCGGCUCUCCAUCCAGCCUCAGGACUAUCUGCAGGACCCGCCUCAACUGCCGCAUGCACUUUGGAUCCCCCUUGCGCCUCGGCUCCACAGCGCCAUGAUCAAAAUAAGCCAAGAGGUCGCGACAUCACCGCCAGCGAUUACGGCGACGAGCCGUCACACAAGUGUCCCAUUUGCCUGGAGAGCGUGUCCGGCCGCCAGCCGGCGACGACCUCGUGUGGGCACGUCUUCUGCUAUCCCUGCAUCCUGGCGGUGGUGCGCGUCAGCCGCAAGUGCCCCGUCUGCAGCUAUACAUUGGCCACUCGUCGCUCAAUUAAGCGAAUAUACAUCUGAGCCGUCGUGUCCUCGAGCAGUUGGAGAGUAAAUGAAAAAACAUCAUACAACAAAUAUUUCAACAGCUUCAACUAUUUGGCGGCUGUUGUACUAAAUAAAUAACAUGCUCUCCGGAGAGUCUAAACACGA
Molecule: messenger RNA, 1423 nt
Organism: Drosophila virilis
Lineage: Eukaryota; Metazoa; Arthropoda; Insecta; Diptera; Drosophilidae
Product: nematocyst expressed protein 3-like
Biological process (GO): positive regulation of transcription by RNA polymerase II
Molecular function (GO): transcription factor binding
Source: RefSeq, a predicted model, not a curated record